UUUACACUUGGUGUCCUUUUUUGUCUUUUUUUUACUUUUUUGUCAAUACUGGGUUAUUUAAACUUUUAUACAAGUUUUAUUUUUCAAUUUUACAUUUUCAAAAGUUUCAUAAUUACAAAUAUACCUAUCCCUAUGCUUAUGUCAUGGUUUUCUCUCUUCUUACACUCCACCACUUCCAUAACUCCUCCUUUCUUUUUUUUGUUUUGUUUUUUUUUUUUUUAUUUUCUGUUUCUCUUUCCUUGGUUCUUCAUUACCACAACCCACGAUCAUCCCGUCCAAAGCCCUAACCCACGAUUUUUCAACCUCUCAUCUAUGUCACUAUCUCCAUUAUCUUCCAUAAGCUCUGUAAGUUGUUCCUCCCACAUUGUCUUCUCUUCUUCUAUAAAUGGCUACCACUAAGUCGGGUUCGAAGUCACCUUCCCCAGCUAAAAAAAUUUCUAAAAUUUCUAAGAAACCUCCUACAAAUUCAUCUAAAGUUGAUCCUAAGAUGAGUUUGAAGCGCAUUGCGAAGAAAGGAAUGAGUGAUGUUGCAGAGCCAUCUAGUUCUAAGAAAAGACCUUUUCCAAAUAAGAUUGAGUCUCGUAAGACAAAGAGAGCAAAAUCUUCGAAAUCUGCCAAGGAUGUUAUAUCUUAUUUUGAUUUUGAGGAUGAAGUGCAUGAUGGGGAAGUGAAGCCUAAAGUUAAAUCCAAGGUAUUGUUACCUUGAAUUUUCUCAUUUUCUUAAGUUUAAAAUUUUUAAUCACCCUUUAUUUUCUUUUUGUCAAUGUUUUACCUGUUUAUAAUGACGAUUUUAUGUUUUGUCUCAUUUUUUUUUUUGUAUUUCUUUUAUGUAUUUUUUGUUGAUGUUGUUUUUGUCUUGUUCUUUAGCGUUUUUUGGUUUUUUUUUCUGCUAUUAAACAGUUUAUAGCAUUAUUAGUUUUUCAGUAACUUAUGGCCUUGUUAUGAACAUUUGUUUAACUGUUUGUUUUCAGUUAUUUUUAGGUUGUUUAAUUUAAUUUCUUAGUUGACAAUUACUAUUUUAAUUUCAUUUUCUGCAUAUUGUUGUUAAUAUAUUGCUUUGAAGUUGCUCAUCUUUUAGGAUGAGCAUAUUGGAGUUGUUUUUUAAAUUUUGUUUUUUGGUUUUUUCCUGGUUGCUUAUUUUUUGUUUUGCAUUUUAGUUGUUGCUUGCAAUGUAUUUAUUUAGUUGUUCAAAUUUGUUGCUUAUGUUUUUUUUUGUUUUCCCUCUUUCAGGUCCAUGCUAAGAGCUCAGAAAAGUGUGAAGACUUUGACUUACCCAAAGAAAAAUCCUUCUAAGGUGUCUUUUUUUUUUGUGUUUUUUUAUAGUACAUUUUUGUUUUUCCCUUUUCUAUUGUUUCAUGUCAUUUGUCAUCAGUGAUGAUAAUCAUUUUUGUGUUGUCAACUUCUUUUUCUUAAUCCUGGUUAUUUUCAAGCUGUUGUACCAUUUCUGCAGCCACAAGCUUUGCGUAGUCGGUGAAGUCAAAAUAUUUAUUUACUCCUGUAGUUUUUUUUGUGUUGUUUUUUGGUUGUUGGAUGGUUGUCUCUGAUGUCACAGUCCCUGUCUCUAGAAAAAAUGUAUCAUCUUGAAUUGUGUGUGCAAAUAGUUGUUGCUUGGAAGUUGUUCCUGGGUUGUUUCCAGGUUGCUGCAAAUCUUCCUGUGCUGAGUUGUUGUCAUAUGCUGCCAUCAUCAUAUUUUUAUCUGUGAAAUCAACUAUUAAACAACUAUUUUGAAGCAUACGUUAGUUAAUAAGGAUAAAUUCAACAUUUCUUGUUUGGAGAUCCCAAACAACAAUUAUUUUACUGGAAAACAACUUAUAAACAACUGUUUACAGAUUCAAAUCCUGUAGCAUCUAAUUAUAUGCAUUAAUAUUUUUUUUUUGAUGCAAUUUGUUGUUGUUUUUUUGUUCAGGUUUAUAAAAUUUCCUGAUCAUUUCAAUUUUUUCCUGUUUUCCUCAAUUUAUAACACAUUCUCAAUUAUGUAGAAUAAAAAAAUAGGAAGAGGUUCAUGAAGAAAUUGUACUACCUUCAAUUCUUUCUUUGAUUCGCUUAUGGGUGAGUUUCAAUGAUUUCUCAAUGUCCUUUUCUUCGAUUCCUCUCCUUUGAACUCGUUAGAUUUUUGAUUGUAGGUUGUUUUUGCAUUUUUUGUACAGCAAUGGAGGUUUAAUACCUUUUUUUUUUUCCUAUAUGGAUUUUUCGGAUUUUGAUUGGUUUUUCGUUGAGAUCUACAUCUUGUUCAGAUCUGAUUUCCUUGGUUUUUGAAAAAAAAAAUGGUGGAGAUUUGGUUGUUUGGCGUUUCUCGGCUGGGUCACGAAGAAGGAGGUCUCUCCCCCGUUUUUUGUGGUUGGCUGGUAUUUUUGUAAAUAGAAAGUUUUGUUUUCUAUUUAUGUUUAUUUUUUCUUUUUAGGUUAUAAAUGUAAAUUGCUUCCCUUUUUAGUUUAUUAUAGAAAAAAUC
Cannabis sativa is the source of this 2449-nucleotide messenger RNA. RefSeq lists its product as uncharacterized. Lineage: Eukaryota; Viridiplantae; Streptophyta; Magnoliopsida; Rosales; Cannabaceae. The record is from RefSeq and is a predicted model, not a curated record. The coding region runs from base 386 to 706 and encodes 106 amino acids. The transcript is spliced from 2 exons.